GAUCUUGAGAUAGGAGACAGACUUUACUUUGAACGGCAUGGUGGAAUAUACUAUCAUUGUUCAAUUUAUAUUGGUCACGGUCGAGUCAUUCAUUAUAGCACCAAUCCAAGAAACGGCAUGUUGUAUAGUGUAUUGGAAUAUUUGAUGGGGCAGGUGGCAGUAAGAACUGACUGCAUUUCUGACGUUGAAAGAGGUUCACAAAUAUAUCGUAUCAAAAGCUUAAAAAACGAAGCGGCCGAAAUAGAAAAAAUGAUACAAGAUGCACUACUACGAGUUGGUGAAAAAUCAUAUAGUAUUUUCAACAACAAUUGUCACCAUUUGUGCGAAGGAAUAACAGGAAAUGGAACGGUUCCAUCAGACAUCCGCGCAAUGCCGCGCGUACAUAUAAAUGCGAGUGACUUGAACGUACUUUGCGAGACACCCCUAUUGCUAAGCAGCCAAUCUUCGCCGGGCUACAAUAUUCAAGAGUUAGCUAGCACACGUACUAGUAUUUCAACUCAAGAAACUUGCGAGAGGAUAUUUUUACCUUUUCAACAACUGUAUGGCAAAAUGAUGAGCUGGGCAGAAGUAAAUACCUGCGUGGAAUUUGAAGAGACAUCCUUAAUCAAUCUGAUGAACAAUACUGGACUACAAAAGUGGCAAGGAAAUGGCACGUGUCCUCAGACGAAUUUCUUUUGGAGUGGUGCAAAGACAUUGUUGACACAAGACUAUUCGGGUCUAUACAUAGACACAAUCAAUUUGAUCAACAAUACUGGACUACAAGAAUGGCGGCAAGGAAAUGACACGUGUUCUCUGACGAAUUCCUAUUGGGGUGGUGCAAAGACCAAAUUUACACAAUACUAUUCGGGUGGAUACAUAGACACAGUAAGUAAAUCAUGUAUACCAGCAGAGUGCAUUUUCAUGGUUUUACAUAAAACUGCUUAGCUAAAUCGAAAACUAUCCGUUGCAUAAGCAACAUUUAAAACUGCACAGUACAGUUGCAGAAA
Molecule: messenger RNA, 986 nt
Organism: Mercenaria mercenaria
Lineage: Eukaryota; Metazoa; Mollusca; Bivalvia; Venerida; Veneridae
Exons: 6
Coding region: 118-924 (268 amino acids)
Source: RefSeq, a predicted model, not a curated record